Messenger RNA from Hyaloperonospora brassicae, 381 nucleotides. The record is from the annotation of a GenBank genome assembly. Lineage: Eukaryota; Oomycota; Peronosporomycetes; Peronosporales; Peronosporaceae.
AUGAUGAAGUCAUUUCUGCUACUUGUGCUUGUGCUGACCAUGUCUGCUGUCUACAACGCUGAUGCUGGACCUGCUGCUGGAAAGAAGACGACGUUGGACCUGACCUCAGCGGUGCAUCAUGACCGGAACAGCAAAACUAUGCUGCGUGGAACCGACGGCUUUAACGAAGCCAGUCAAGAAGAGAGGGGUUUGGUAAAGAAGAUUUACAAAGGCGUCAAGAAAACAGCGAAAGCGGUGGGAAAGGGGGUCGUGAAGACUGCGGUGAUAAUCAAGGACAAGGCCGAGGAUGUUAAGGAGGUAUUGGCGGAAAAUAUAAGGUUAGGCAACCUGCAGAUAGCUGAAGAGUAUGAUAAACGCAGCGGUAAAAUCAUUUGGGUUUAG